AUGUUCUGUAUCUGUGGAACAUUAAUCCAUGUUGCUUCAGAAAGCCGAAAGAUUGUAUGCUUGAGAUGCAAGCGAGAAAACAGCGUUGAAAUGCUAAAGCCCGUCUGUAGAACUGUUAAUGUCAAGAAAGAAACGCAUUUUGAGCAAAUUGAAGUUAAAGGUGCAAAGAUCAAGCAUCAGUGCCCAAAGUGUGGGAAUGAAGAGAUGAUGUACAAUACUGCACAGCUGAGGUCUGCAGAUGAGGGGCAAACCGUGUUCUACAGCUGUGAAUGUGGAUAUAAGUUCACGGUACAGUCAUGA
This is a messenger RNA of Ordospora pajunii, 300 nucleotides long. Its product is annotated as putative transcription factor S-II (TFIIS). Gene Ontology annotation, cellular component: RNA polymerase I complex. The transcript has a single exon. Bases 1 to 300 code for a protein of 99 amino acids. The record is from RefSeq and is a predicted model, not a curated record. Lineage: Eukaryota; Fungi; Microsporidia; Ordosporidae. Gene Ontology annotation, molecular function: zinc ion binding; nucleic acid binding. Gene Ontology annotation, biological process: termination of RNA polymerase I transcription; DNA-templated transcription.